UGGCAACACUGGCUAAUCUUUGACACCGGUUGUCGUUGUCACUUGUAAAUUGUAAACUCAUCUUGAAGUGAGACGGUUCAUUGCCAUUUUGAAAAAAAAUGUCUGGAGCAGUAGGUAAAGCAGCUAAACCUCAACUUCGUGGACUACUUCAAUCGCAGAUUAAGGUCAACAUUCUGCUUGCAGCUGGUGUAGCAACAGCAGCCGCAGUGCUCCAGAAAGUCUUCGUGAAUGAUGAAAGGAAAAGGGUUUAUGCAGAAUUUUACAAAAACUAUGAUAUCGAGAAAGCUUUCAAUCAAAUAAGGAAUAAAGGUCUCUUUGAUUCUUGUGAACCAGAUAACUGAAGAGGAAAGAAGACUAGCAGCAUUUUAGAUCUGUAUAGAUGUUACUAUUAGGCUCAUUCAUUUGUAUCUCGAAUAAAGUGAUCUGAAUGAUGAAAACAAA
Molecule: messenger RNA, 441 nt
Organism: Leptinotarsa decemlineata (Colorado potato beetle)
Lineage: Eukaryota; Metazoa; Arthropoda; Insecta; Coleoptera; Chrysomelidae
Product: cytochrome c oxidase subunit cyclope
Source: RefSeq, a predicted model, not a curated record